Aspergillus tanneri is the source of this 546-nucleotide messenger RNA. It is a transcript of the gene rcf1, whose product is annotated as respiratory supercomplex assembly factor RCF1. The record is from RefSeq and is a predicted model, not a curated record. Bases 1 to 546 code for a protein of 181 amino acids. Gene Ontology annotation, biological process: mitochondrial respirasome assembly. The transcript has 3 exons. NCBI's taxonomy places the organism in Eukaryota, Fungi, Ascomycota, Eurotiomycetes, Eurotiales, Aspergillaceae. Gene Ontology annotation, cellular component: mitochondrion.
AUGUCUAGCGAACCUCUCCCGUCAUCUUUGGAUGAUAAUCCUCAAUUCCAAGAAGAAACUUCACUUCAGAAGUUCCGCAGACGACUCAAAGAAGAACCUUUGAUUCCACUAGGAUGUGCCGCCACCUGUUAUGCCCUGUACCGAGCCUACCGGUCCAUGAAGGCCGGCGAUUCGGCUGAGAUGAACAAGAUGUUUCGGGCCCGUAUCUACGCCCAGUUUUUCACGCUUAUUGCCGUGGUUGCAGGAGGCAUGUAUUACAAGACGGAAAGACAGCAGCGGCGAGAGUUCGAUCAAAUGGUGGAGGAGCGCAAGAGUCAAGAGAAGCGGGAUGCAUGGCUGCGUGAGCUGGAGAUUCGUGAUAAAGAGGAUCAGGGCUGGCGGGAGCGUCAUGCUACCAUCGAGGCGGCGGCCAAAGAGGUAGGCAAGAUGCCUGCUGCAAAAUCGAUGCCAGAGCAGGAUGCUGCUCGGUCGGUGGUUGAGUCCUCGGAUCGGAAGUCGAUCGGAGUGUUGGAUGCCGUCAAGGAGUUGAUGUCGCGGCAAAAAUAA